AAACCCCACGAAGAAGAAGAAGCAACAAGCAAACAUGGCGGCGAUCCCCACCCGUUUGUUUUUUUGAACUUGUCUACUUUGAAGCGACUCCUACGCUUCCUUUUCCACGCUAUCUUCGAGUUGACCCGUUAUUCAGACAGCUCCGGAACCGACACCACGUGACAUCAGCGGGUCAAACAUGAAGGCGGGGUUGAGUCCGGUUCAGACCCUGAACGCGCAUCCGGACUCCCGGUGCUGGUUCGUCGGCUGGAGCCCCAGCGGGACGCUGCUGGCCUCCUGCGGGGGCGACAAGGCCAUCCGGAUAUGGGGACGAGAGGGUGACUCGUGGAUAUGCAAGAGCGUGCUUCAGGAUGGACACCAGCGCACUGUGAGGAGAGUGGCUUGGUCUCCCUGCGGAAACUACCUGGCGUCUGCCAGCUUUGAUGCUACCACUUGCAUCUGGAAAAAGAAGAACGAUGACUUUGAGAGUCUGACUGUGUUAGAAGGACAUGAAAAUGAGGUCAAGUCUGUGGCGUGGGCACCUUCGGGGAAUCUGCUGGCAACGUGUAGCCGAGACAAGAGUGUCUGGGUCUGGGAAGUGGAUGAAGACGACGAGUACGAGUGUGUUACCGUUGUGAACUCUCACACACAGGACGUCAAGAAUAUCGUGUGGCACCCGACCCAGGAGCUCCUCGCGUCGGCCAGCUACGACAACAACGUUUGUAUUUACAAGGAAGAGGAUGACGACUGGGAGUGCCGGGCCACCUUGCAAGGACACACGUCCACAGUGUGGAGUCUCGCUUUUGAUGCCACCGGGCAGAGACUUGCCUCCUGCAGCGACGACCGCACCGUGAAGAUUUGGAAAGAGUCUCCCAAUGAAAGCGGACAAGGAGACUUGUUGUGGAAAUGUGUUUGCACUCUGUCUGGGUAUCAUGGACGAACCGUGUACGAUAUUUCCUGGUGUCGGCUGACUGGCGCCCUCGCAACUGCCUGUGGUGACGAUGCCGUGCGAGUGUUCAAGGAGGACGAGACGGCCGAUCCAGACCAGCCCGUGUUCUCGCUGGCUGCUCAGGUGACCAGAGCUCACAGCCAGGACGUGAACUGUGUCGCCUGGAACCCGAAGGAGGCGGGACUCCUGGCCUCCUGCAGCGAUGACGGAGGGAUCUCCAUCUGGAGGUUCCAAGAGGAGGACUGAACCCAACUGGCUUGGAGAAGAUGUUAUAGCGAGCAAGUGGGAACUGUGCCAUUUAGAGUUCACCACAAAUAAUAAUGCAUUCAACUUGGUUUUGGCUCAGCAGAUUUCAGCUUGAUAUUAUUCCUGUUUAUAUAAAGAAAUAAAAAACAUGAA
Messenger RNA from Gasterosteus aculeatus aculeatus (three-spined stickleback), 1327 nucleotides. It is a transcript of the gene ciao1, whose product is annotated as cytosolic iron-sulfur assembly component 1. The record is from RefSeq and is a predicted model, not a curated record. Gene Ontology annotation, cellular component: cytosolic [4Fe-4S] assembly targeting complex. Gene Ontology annotation, molecular function: protein binding. Gene Ontology annotation, biological process: iron-sulfur cluster assembly. NCBI's taxonomy places the organism in Eukaryota, Metazoa, Chordata, Actinopteri, Perciformes, Gasterosteidae.